This is a messenger RNA of Cuscuta europaea, 2469 nucleotides long. The record is from the annotation of a GenBank genome assembly. NCBI's taxonomy places the organism in Eukaryota, Viridiplantae, Streptophyta, Magnoliopsida, Solanales, Convolvulaceae.
CUUUCCUUUUUUAUUAUUUCAAAAACACAGCUACUAUUCCUUUCAAAUAAUCAAUUUGUAGGCUGUAGCUCUUAUUCAUGCAAACCUCAACCAUACAAAAUCUUAUUAUUAUUCUUCUCGAUCAAACUUGAAGAAGUUACUAAAAUGAGGUUAAGAAACCGGCUGUAAUGUAGCACUUUCUGGGCAUGACCUUAAUUGAAUUUUGAUUUCAAAUCCGAAUACAUAUGGGACUUUCUUUUGCAGACAUUUAUGGCAUCUGAAUUUGACCUUGGAGGAGAAGGGGACCUCUUUAAGGCUCCUAAACGAAUUCUUGAAGGACCAUUUAUAGAUCAAGGUCCAGUGACAGCUUCCUUUCCAGUGAAUCCUUGUUAUGAAGAUGUCAUGUCCCUCCAAAUGCUAAAUGUUUCAGAAAUGGAAUCAUCAUUUGAGAAGGAACAACUCCUCAGUGAUGCUUUCUAUGGAUGCAAGAUCGAUCUUUUGUCGAACGGAGUAGAAAGUUCAGCGCCUGGUGUUGUCCUGGACGCCAAGAUUCCCAUUGCCCAGAAUGAUGGAGAAAUGGUAGAAGAGAAUUUUUUUUCUUCUCAGGGAUCUUUUCGUAAAAGUGAUAGCUUUGAGUCACUGAGUUCUAUGGAAAUGAUGCAAGGGGCACCAAAGGGGCAUGAUUUUCUUGAUUUUUAUGGCAUGGGCUUUGGUGCUGCCUAUGGGAUUAGAAGAACAUUCAGUGAAGGGGACAUAAAGAGUCUUGGACAUGAUAGUGUAAGCCUAAUGCAUGCUCAACAUGGUCAGCCCCAACUCUUUGGUGGUUCCACUACUGAGGGUCGAAUGGAGAAGCUUCUGAGAUACAAGAUUAAGAGGACCAAGAGGAAUUUUGUGAGGAAGAUAAAUUAUGCAUGCAGGAAGACAUUAGCGGACAACCAACCAAGGAUCCGUGGAAGAUUUGCGAAACAGAACAUGAUGCAUCCGGGAAGCAUUUAGCUGUUAAUGCACACUGUAAGAAGAACAAAGAGUAAAGAAAGGAAAAUGCCCAAGUCUUAAGUUCCACUCUAGUUAAUCAGCAAAUGAAGAAAGUAGCUAAAAAAUAUCCAUUGAUUGUAUUUUUAUAGUUGGUUAACUGCAUACGGAAGCAAUAGUGUAUAUAGUCUGUAAAUAUGAUAAAUAAGCUUCAAGUUUGUUAUGUCCUUAGUCUUGGAAUUAUCAAGUGUGGCAUGGAUCAGUUCACCAACUAGUAUAUGAUAAUUAAAGAAUUAGGUGUACUGUCAUAUAUUAAGAUAAAAGAUAUUGUACAUUGUGAUUUCAUAUUAGACAGGAAAUAAAACUACCCAGUUAUGGUUCAUUUUCUAUUCUGGUAGAAUUCGGGAUGUGGUUGGAUUACUCAGUUGCGAUACAAGACACUUGGAUUAAACCACACUAAAAGAUUGAACCUAAUGUAUUAGGUAUUUUUUUAUCUAUUAGCUAGUUCAAGUCAAUGCAUUGUUAGCUCAUUAUUUUCUCUUUGCAAGUCUGAUGUGACUUUAUCACUCCCUUCAAGUCAUUCAACAUUCAUAAAAUAUAAAAAACAUGGAUCAAAAUAAAAUGUCUCCAAGUUACUUCUCUAAUGAGGUCGACAACCUGUUUCCGUACGAAAGGACCCUACACUCUUUGCUAUAAUGUGUACUCUUCCCUCUUUUCCCACCCCUAUUCUUAACAAAAUAUCAGCAUUCAGAUAUAGAACAGUUUGAAAUAACUCCAGAAAUGUGGAGGUCCAUAUUGGGGAGAGAUGAUAAUGAACAACAACAAGAAGAUGGUUUUUUGGAAGAUGAAGAAGGCUUUUGCUCCCUCUCACAUGUCCAAAGGAUGUAUGUGUUCUUUGCUUGUAUGGCCACUGGUCUCGUCUGUAUGUUCUUGUCAUGUGUUGCUUUUGCCAAACCUAUCAAAUUUGCUCUUUUGUUUUCUUUGGGCAACAUGCUUGCUGUUGGAAGCACAACCUUUCUGAUUGGACCUUGCAAGCAAAUAAGAAUGAUGUUUGAUCCAAUUCGUGUGUUUGCCACAGUACUGUAUUUUAUCUGUGUUGUCUUGACCCUUGUUUGUGCGUUACUGAUUCACAGCGUAAUUUUAUCCAUACUUGCUAUCAUAUGUGAGGUUCUUGCCCUUCUAUGGUAUGGUCUGAGUUACAUUCCUUUUGCUCGUAAAGUGGUUACAAAUAUGACAACACAUCUUUUCAAGAGAGAACCGAAGUAAUUUAAAUUUACAAUGAAGAAUUGGGUUUUGAUCUAUGAUAUGUCUGCCUCCGAUCUCAGAUAUUUUGUUCACGAUGUUCUAUUUGUAUACAAUUUUGUCUGAAGUGUUGACAUAAAUAUCCAAAGAGUGGAUGACAAAGUUAUGAUUAUUUUUUGUGUAUUAAGUAAAACUUAAUGUUAUUGAAAUUAAUUUAUUAGGAUGUGUUUAUUAGAUUGAUUUCAAUUUCAAAUAUCAAACAUACUACACUUCGUG